UUGAUAUCCGAAUAACAGAGACCAAGAUGUUCAAGUUUGUAGUGUUGUGUGCUUUCCUCGCUGCGGCGUCAGCUACCCCCGGAGCGGUGCUCACAUCGCUGCCAUACGCCGCGCCAGCAGUGGUUCCCGCGCCGGCGCUCUACUCCAGCUACCCUAGCAGCUACUACAGCUACUCACCAUCCGUCGUGUCUGCUGCUGCUUUGCCUUACUCCGCACCUUUCGGAUACCCUCAUCUCAUCAAGAAACGCUCUCUUGCUCCUCUAGCUGUAAGCAGCUACAUCGCACCUUCCGCAUACUUGGGAUCUGCUCCUCUGGUCAACUCCUGGACUGGUGCCUACUCGCCUUACGCUGGAACCUACGCCAGUCCCCUGGCCACCACUUACUCGUCACCCCUGUACACCACCGCACAUCUGAUCAAGAAGAGGUCCGCACCGCUCAUCGUGCCUUCAACUUACCUGGCAUCUACCCCCUACGCUACUGCUCCCUAUGCCGCUGCUCCCCUCGUGGCUUCAACCUACGGCGCCGUUGGCCCCUACGUGUCGACUCCCUACUACUCUGCCGGCCCUCUUGCCUACACGAACUUCAUCAAGAAGCGAUCUGCUCCUCUGGACGUCCCAUCGGAGGAAUAAUUCAUCUGAUAUGACAGACAAUAUCUAAACUUCAACAAUGAAACCGCAGCGUAGCUUUAAUGCGAUUCUAAAAGAUUUUACAACAACUACUGUACAUUGUUGAAUAAAAAUUUGUAAAUUUUGUAA
Maniola jurtina (meadow brown) is the source of this 755-nucleotide messenger RNA. RefSeq lists its product as uncharacterized. Bases 27 to 629 code for a protein of 200 amino acids. The transcript has a single exon. The record is from RefSeq and is a predicted model, not a curated record. NCBI's taxonomy places the organism in Eukaryota, Metazoa, Arthropoda, Insecta, Lepidoptera, Nymphalidae.